Molecule: messenger RNA, 2978 nt
Organism: Engraulis encrasicolus (European anchovy)
Lineage: Eukaryota; Metazoa; Chordata; Actinopteri; Clupeiformes; Engraulidae
Product: cAMP-responsive element modulator-like
Exons: 3
Coding region: 1191-1553 (120 amino acids)
Biological process (GO): regulation of transcription by RNA polymerase II
Cellular component (GO): nucleus; ATF4-CREB1 transcription factor complex
Molecular function (GO): RNA polymerase II cis-regulatory region sequence-specific DNA binding; DNA-binding transcription factor activity, RNA polymerase II-specific
Source: RefSeq, a predicted model, not a curated record
GGCCGUUUCAGCGACAAGACACACACACACACACACACACACACACUCUCUCCCUCUCUCUCUCUCUCUCUCUCUCUCUCGCACACUCGCGUUCUUACCGGCAAACCCACAACACACGCUGACAGAUUAGAGUGUCAGUGUCAGGAAACCUGAAGUGAGCAGACGGACACCACACACACUCCAACUGGACGAGAAGACUGCAAGACGGAGCAACUGCUUUACUUUAAAAAGGGGAAAUGACUUUAGGCCUUCUUAACUGAAACACGCCGUUUGUGUUUGUUUUUAAGGGGGGUGGUCACGUUAGUUUGUUUUGUUUUUAAGGGGGGUGGUCACGUCACACACGAGUUUUCUGCCGGCAAAACACACAGAGGCAGAGUUUGGGAGCGGAGAGACGGACUGCAAAACGACUUCAAGAAGAAGAGGAGCCACUUGUAAAGAGACAGAAGAGGAGCCACUUGUAAAGAGACAGAAGAGGACAAGUGUCAGAGUCCAGGGGGCGGAACGGACAGACCACAGGGAAGGAGGUGAAGAAAAGAAAAGAACAGAACAGAGAAGAGAAGAGAAGAAGGAGUUAUCCUGCCACCACAAGAAAACAAAAAGACUUGAAGUAAGAACGGACAGGAGAGCAAGAAAGAGGACGACAAGGAAAACACGAAGGAGUGUAACGACAACAAAACCCAGACGACACAACGUUUACAAGACACAGCAGACGAAACACGUUGUUUUGUUUUGGGCUCGUGUGGUGGUGACCAGUGACCCGGCCAGACUACUCCUGGAGUUGGUCUCUGCUGUUGGUGUGAGUCUGAGUGGCGUGAAAACAUCUUCUGCAAGAUACGCACGUGUUUCUGUUUUGGGUCAAAGGUCACGUCGUUUUGUGACCCAGAAAACAGUCAUUAAAACAGCAGGUGGAUUGUAUUGUAGCCAUUUGUAGUCUUUCCCUCCAUCGAAAACCCAUUACUAGACACGGCUAUUGGACUACAAUACGACAGGUGGAUUUACAACUUGUUUUUGUUUCUCCACAAUAAAUAAAAAGACAAAGCAGGUCUCAGGACUCAGGACUUGAUUAACUUCUCGUGUCAGUAAGUGGAAUACAAGAGGACUGGAACACUUGCCAUUGAGCGAGGGGAAGAAAAAGUUUAGGAAAAGUUGAAAGGUCAAAGGUCGUCCCGCUGGAGUUCGUGACGAUACACAUGGCGGUCACCGGGGAGGAGACGGAGUCUGCUGCUACGGGGGACAUGCCGACCUAUCAGAUCAUCCGCUCCUCCCAGGCCCCUCCCCCUUCCUCUGCCAUCGCCAUAGCGACCUCACCGGGGGGCAUGAACCUCCAUGCGCUAGGCCACGCCCACUCACCGCAGCAGCCGACGGAGGACGUGUCUCGCAAGAGGGAAGUUCGCCUCAUGAAGAACCGGGAGGCGGCUCGAGAGUGUCGGCGUAAGAAGAAAGAAUACGUGAAGUGUCUGGAGAACCGCGUCGCUGUUUUGGAAAACCAGAACAAGACUCUCAUCGAGGAGCUGAAGGCCCUUAAAGACAUCUACUGCCACAAAACCGCUUAGGAGGAGCUGAAGGCUCUUAAAGACAUCUACUGCCACAAAACCGCUUAGGAGGAGCUGAAGGCUCUUAAAGACAUCUACUGUCACAAAACCGCUUAGGAGGAGCUGAAGGCCCUUAAAGACAUCUACUGCCACAAAACCGCUUAGGAGGAGCUGAAGGCUCUUAAAGACAUCUACUGCCACAAAACCGCUUAGGACCUAACAACAGCUCUCUGCGUUUAUUUCCAUUGUUUUGUUGUCUUUUGUCUCUCAUUGAAACCCAUUAUAAGAGGUGACUAUUGAACUACAACAAUGGCCUCUUUGGGUAGCCCAGUGUGUAGUUUUCUGCCAUUUGAAACACAUCAUACGACACGGCUAUUGAACUACGAAUGACCUAAAUGGCCGCCAACAAUCUCUUCAGUUAGCCGUGUGUAGUCCUGUCUGCCAUUGAAGCCCAUGAUAAGUGGUGACUAUUGAACUACAACAAUGGCCUCCUCAGGUAGCCCAGUGUGUAGUCCUGCCUGCCAUUGAAGCCCAUUAUAAGACACAGCUAGUGACCUAAAAUGGCUGCCAACAACCUCCUCAUUUUAUUCUGCUCGUUGUUUUUUAUUUCAUUGGUUGUCAUAAAGGUAAUGAGAGCUCUUCAAGAUAUCGCCUGCCAUAAAACCAUUUAAUGAAACAGCUCUUAAUGUAUAUUUAUUUUAUUUUUAAAUCAAUAUUUCAAAUUUAAUUUUGUAUUGUAAGGAUAUUUUGCCCAUUAAUUCAAUUUUAUUCCUACGAGGAAAUGAAAGCACUUCAUCAACUCAUAAAACAGCUUAGUUAAUUUUAUUAUUCCGUCAAAUUUUAUUUUGCAAUUUACUGAUAAGUUGUUAAAGGGGUAUGGCACUAUUUUGGGGCUUAAUACAGUUAAAUCAUUGGCCAGGGUUUAUAAAGGUGGUAAAGUGUCUUAUUUCUCAUGUAAGCCGUUGUCUUCCUUUAAGAUGCUACAUGCUACACAGAUCCAUUGCUACAUACUCCCUCUUUUAACUUGUCUUAAAGCAAAACAACGCUUACCAUGAAAAAUAAGACACUUUACAUGCUUUAUAAACCCCGGCCAACAAUUUUAACUGCAUUAAGCCCCAAGAUAGUGGCAUACCCCUUUAAUCAAUUCCAUUUUAUUGGUUGUCAUUGAGGAAUUGAAAGACAUUGACUGCCAUGACGAGGCGUAGUAGAUGUGUAAGGUUGCUUAUUUUAUUGCUUAGGGUUCAUUUUGUAUUGUACUGAUAUUUCUCUCAUAUUUUCAUCGUAUUUUCUUUUUCUUUUUUUGAUUGUGUUUUUUUUAUCUCUCAAUGCAGUCAACACAUUCUUUAUUUUCAGAGAUGUCCAAAGUAAACGUAAAAGAAAAAAUAAUACUGCCGUAGUUUCCCUCCAACACAUGUAGUGCCAGCAGAGAUUCUUUAACUAUAGAGA